GAAGCGUGUUCAACUUUGGCUCAUCAUCAGUUAACCGCACCACCGUGAGUGAACAACUUGGUAUAAUAAUAUUUUAGUGGUGAAUUUUGUGUUAAGUUUGUGAUCAUAAUAUAUCCAGAAUGAUGAGCACACGCCUUGUUAUGUUGGCGUCGCUUGCGACUUUGACAUUAGCUAGACCCGAUGCUGGAUACUCGUACAGCUCUCCAUCUCCUUCUUUCGGAGCCCCAUCCUCAUCAUAUGGAGCCCCGUCGUCCGGCGGCGGUGGUUACGCGUCGGGCGGUUUCUCCGGCGGCUCGAGCAGCUACGCCAGCGCCCCGGUAAGUUCCGGAUACUCCAGCGGUGCCAGUUCCGGAUACUCCAGCGGCGGUAGCUCCGGCGGAUACUCCAGCGGCGGUAGCGGCGGCGGUUACUCCAGCGGCGGUAGCGGCGGCGGUUACUCCAGCGGUUACAACUACGCGCCGGUCGCCCCGGUCGUACAAAAGCACAUCUACGUGCACGUGCCGCCCCCAGAACAGGAAUACGUCGCCCCCCAACAGAUCCAAUCGGUCGCUCCCCCGCAGAAGCACUACAAAAUCAUCUUCAUCAAGGCCCCGACCCCGCCGACCCCGACCGUGCCGCAAUUGCCACAGAUCCAACAAGACUCCGAGAAGACUCUGAUCUACGUUUUGGUCAAGAGGCCCGAAGAUCAGCCACAGAUCACCAUCCCGACCGCGGCGCCGACCGCGCCGUCCAAACCCGAAGUGUACUUCAUCAAGUACAAGACCCAAAAGGAAUCCGGAUACGGCGCCAGUAGCUCCGGUGCCGGUUUCUCUUCCGGAUCGUCCGGGUUCGGCGCCAGCGGUGCCGGCGGAUUCAGCGGCAGCGACUCCAUCGGAGCCGGUCUUUCCUCCAGCUACGGAUCUCCCAGCUCCGGCCCGUCCUCCAGCUACGGAUCCCCCAACGCCAUCCCGUCGUCCAGCUACGGAUCCCCCAGCGCCAGCCCAUCGCCGAGCUACGGCGCCCCCAGCUCCAGCGGAUCGUACUAGACUUCAACGCCCAACCGUUGCACAUACACACGCUUCGCCGACCGCAGGAAAAUGUUGAUUGUUACUUUUCUCCGGUCCCAAAACUCCCCCGAAGCGAUAACUCCUUUUCCUCCCCAUCCCUCGUUCUCCACUUCCUCCAACCAAUUGUAAUAUAAUCCAUGUAAACUAUAUUAUAAUACUAUGAUAUAUUGUAUUGAUUGAUUUAAAAAAUAAAAUGUUAAUUAGUCUCGAGCUCAAUUAAAAAAAAAAAAAGUCUAUGUAAAUUAUCGUCAUUUAUUAAAGCUUAAAAACCGUAUUUUUAAGAAAAAUUGUUGUCAUGAUAAUAACGAUGAAAAAUACAAGACCAUUAUUUUUAUUAUUA
Adelges cooleyi (spruce gall adelgid) is the source of this 1386-nucleotide messenger RNA. RefSeq names its product prisilkin-39-like. The transcript is spliced from 2 exons. Lineage: Eukaryota; Metazoa; Arthropoda; Insecta; Hemiptera; Adelgidae. The record is from RefSeq and is a predicted model, not a curated record. The coding region runs from base 120 to 1025 and encodes 301 amino acids.